Messenger RNA from Hevea brasiliensis (rubber tree), 1994 nucleotides. RefSeq lists its product as uncharacterized. The coding region runs from base 418 to 1665 and encodes 415 amino acids. NCBI's taxonomy places the organism in Eukaryota, Viridiplantae, Streptophyta, Magnoliopsida, Malpighiales, Euphorbiaceae. The transcript has 13 exons. The record is from RefSeq and is a predicted model, not a curated record.
CUAUGCUUUCUUUCUUCAUUUAAUAUUCCAUCUUCAAUCGAACCUUCUAAAAGGCUCUCUCUUUCUCUGCUCUCUCUCCAAUGAGUUUUUCUUCAUGAAUUUGAAAUUUACAGCUCUUUACAUUCAUUUUUUUUUUUUUUUCUAAUAUGGUUCAUGGGUUUUCGAUUUCAGCUUCCACUCUCUAUCUGCUUCAGUAUUUAGUUGAAAUUUGACUGCACAGAAAUUUCUCUGAAAUUACUAGAAGGUGUGACCCAUCAGCUAACCUUUUGAUAAGAGAAAAGGCCAUCAAUUUCUAAAGCUUUUGGAGAGUUCUGGUGGGUCUUUGGAUGUUGCUCGUGAAUGACCUGCAACUUUUGCUUUGUUGGUUGGGACAUUUAUUUAGUUCUCUUUAUGGUUUGCUUAGUGUAAUUUUAGAAAAUGGGGUGCCUAGUGUCUACACCGAAGGAUUCUGGUGGAAACAGAAGGAGACCAGGAAGUAUAGGGGAAGUUUUUGUUUAUAUACCUGGUUUUCGGAUACCAAAAGCUGUUGAUGUCUCUGUGUCACUUGGUGAUCACUUGUCAACGAAUUUAGUGGAACGUUUAUCAGCUUUAAGAACCCGAAUUGUAGUUAUGGCUGGCCAAGAAGCACCAACAGUCACAAGAACAAAGAGAAAAAGUGCUACCCAGCAUGGAGGUUCAACUUUGGCUGAUCUUCAUCAGGCUCUUGAAGAUUACUUGCCUGUUCUUUUGGGAUUAGUUAAAGAUGGAAGCCAUCUACAACACAAGCUGCAGUUUGUGUGGAUAAAUCAAGAGGAUGACACAGAGGAAACAGCCAUGUCUAAUGCAUGGUAUGAGGUGUUGUCAGUUUUGCACUUAAUGGCAAUGCUAUUACUAUCACAGGCAAACUUGUUACUUCUUCCAAGAAUAUCCGCUGAUGGUUAUCAGCCAAAAGUAUCAGCAGAGAGCAGGCGGGCAUCCAUUGAUAUUUUCUUGAAGGCUGCAGGAUACCUGGAUUGUGCUGUCCAUCAUGUGCUCCCACAGUUUCCUGCUGCACUAAGGAGAGAUUUGCCCGUGGAUUUGGUAGAAGGAGUUCUUAGAGCACUUUCCCUGCAAGCAUUGGGGCAGGUUGUUGAUAUCCAACUUGGGAUGGCAAUUGAUAGUGCUAAAGCUACUCUAGCUGUGAAGCGGAGGCUUGCAUGUGAGAUGGUAAAGUACUGGCAGCAGGCUCAAGAUAAUAUAAUGAAUCUUCCAUUAGCAAAUGGAUGGGGGGAAAAGCACAGACUUUUUGUAAAGUGGAAAUACGUGGAAGCAAAGGCGGCAGCAUAUUAUUAUCAUGGCUUGAUCCUUGACGAGGGGAACACGGAGAAAUCUCAUGGGAUGGCUGUAGCUGCUUUGCAAGCUGCAGACGAAUAUUUUAAGGAGAGUAGGAGGGCGUGUGAGGCAUUUAAUGCCGCUUCUCCCUUAUCAAGAAAUCCACCGCUUUGGGGAACAGUGAAAUAUCUAUCUGAGAAAAUUCCAAAAGAUACUUCUAGCAAGGUGCGGAUUAAUCGCGAUCUCUACUCUCAUGAAAAAAUAAUGGAGACAGCACCGACAUUGCCUGAUUUUGCUUUGUCACUGAAACCUGACGAGUAUCAGCUUCCUUCAAUGGACUCAUCUUGGAAUGAAGAGAAUGUGAAUGGAGGUUAAGCCUAUUCCAACCAAUUCAAGCGUGAAAAAAGCAGGCUGUAUGUCACAUUUGCAGAAAGCAGCUAUGCAAGAGCCAUCUCAAAACUUGGAGUGGCCAAUUAAACAGGUGUAUUAUUUGUGUACCAAAGGUACAUUUUAGCCCCACAUUUUUUUCCCUAAAAUUUUCUUUCCCUUUUCCAACAUCAAAGAUUUGUAGCUUAUCCUGUGAUAGAGCUUUGUACAAGUGCCUGUUGUGUGUAAAUUUCUUACUGCCAGUGCCGGAAAAGGAAUGGUUUUCUUUGCUUGUAAAAUUGGUUAUUAGCAAUAAAAGAUGAUUUUCUCUCUCUAUA